Molecule: messenger RNA, 4569 nt
Organism: Fusarium coffeatum
Lineage: Eukaryota; Fungi; Ascomycota; Sordariomycetes; Hypocreales; Nectriaceae
Exons: 1
Coding region: 1-4569 (1522 amino acids)
Biological process (GO): telomere maintenance
Cellular component (GO): chromosome, telomeric region
Molecular function (GO): DNA binding
Source: RefSeq, a predicted model, not a curated record
AUGGCCGAACCUCAACCCACAAACUCCCUGCUUGAUCAGGGCGAGGCUAUACCUAUUGCGCAGUUGAAUCCAGAAUCCUCCGGACAAGAGAACCGAGUUAUAUACGGAACGAUAACCAUCACAUGGCCUUUCAGUAUCUUGACCAAGUCUAUCGCAUUCCUCUUGGCCGAGCGUGACUUCCGCCUUCGACGCGAAAAUGGCCAAGUACGCGUACGGUUCCACGGCGCGGCCGCUAAGGCGAUAUCAGAAGCAUCGUUGGGUGCAGGAGACGACAUUCGUGUGAGCCUGGAAGGUGGUCAUUGGGAGAAGAACGAGACGCAGACACAGAUCGCAGGAAGCACUAUAGCAUGGCAACUCGAAUUCACGAAUCGCUUGGUGAUUGGUAUCCGUCGACCUGAUACGGAAAAAGAGACUUUGCUCGAUAUCGAUGCCCCAGCUGCAGAACCCGAAACUGCUGUCAACGACCAGGCACAGAACAUCGACCCUGUCGAUACCAUACCCGAGGAACCGGCCACACCAGGUCCGCCAACCCCAGAGCUCACCUUACCUGUAAAACGAAACGCUACAUCGACCCUCGAACCGUUCGAAUAUGCCUCUCCCGCCUUUCUCAAGCGAGCGCGUGUAUCCUAUGGGUCACUGUUUGAGGGAGGCUUGGAUAUGUUUGACGACGACGUGAGCAAGAAAACCAAGUCGAAGAAGCGCUCGCGAUUUAGUCUACCUGGUAACGCUUGGCGAUAUGCCAGUCGAUCUCCCAGUCCUGAGCCCGACGAUGUUCCCGAGGAGCAAGACGAAGAGGAACCCGAGGCGAAUGGCGAUAUUGAGAACCCUAUUAUGGAUACACCAUCCCGACCGGCAAUGGUUGACCAAGGCUCACAGACAGCAGAUGUGGAUUUUACGCCUAUGGCAAGUGUCCAGGUGUUGGCUGAGGCAAGGCCAGGCUUUGGCUUUGCACAGAUGACACCAACACCUUUUGCUCGAACGAGGCCAUUCGAGUCAGAUAACCCGACCAUGAAUCAGUCUAUGCAUUUCGAAGGCGGUUCUACAACACCACACGGCAUACCUCUCGAGUCGCAUCAAAGCCUGUUGGACCAACAACCAAAUCACAUGGAUACAGACAUGGCUUUCAGUUUCACGCCUCAGACUGUACUUUUCCCUCAAGAACCAGGACUGUUCCCUGCACAAAACGAUAUCCCCAACUCACCCAGCCGUACUACAGGAGCAGAAGAUUACCCGGCCGCGCUUCUGGAGGGUGACCCAGAUCUUUCUAAUCCCGUGGAUACGCUUAUGGGGUUCACCGCUCAUGGAUCGCAAUCCGUCGCAGGUCAACACAAUCCUUUUGCCACAGAAUCAGCUCUUGACCCGGCUUUCGCGACUGCUGCUCAGCCGAUCCAAAACCCAUGGGCUACUGAGAUGCUACCCGGAUCACGUUCCGCAAACGCUAGCAGCGACGCUGAGAAUCCGGUAGAAAUUCUAAGCUCGUCUCCAUCAAGAGAGUCAAGUGCAGAUCGCGAGAUAUCACCUUCGAGAGAAAACACGGAUAUGGACGUAACAGCCAAUGCAUCGCCAAAACCGACGCUCGAGGAUCCGGCAAGUGAGGUUGAGCGUUAUCGUGACGGUGGUGACGAACCUGGGGAUGAUUACGAUCUCAGAAAAUACUCCCGCACGCACGACGAUGACGAUGACGUAGAUACAUCUGAAGAAGACCCGGAUCUGAAUAAUGGCGAUCCCGAGACACAAAUUCUGGACCCUGACGAAGAUGAUGAAGAUGUCGAUGAAGACGUUGUAAAUGAAGAGGGCUACCUUGACCAAGCCUCUGAUGAGUAUGGGGAAGAGACGUAUGAACGAUUCGGUGGCGAUGAGGAAGACUACGAGGGUUCCGAAGAUGAUGCGGAAGGUGACUACUACUCAGAGGAAGAUGACUACACUGAUGAUGAUGAAGAAGAUGACGAAGGGGGUUCACAAGCGCGCCCUCCUGCUGUGCCUGCCACUCGAGAGCCUGUUUUCAUCGAUUUGCUAUCAGACUCUGAAGAUGAGAACGAACAGCCACCCAAGGUUGAACCAGAAGCCGUGAAACAUGAAGACGAGCAGCAGCAGGAGGAGGAGGAGGAGGAAGAACAUGAGUCUGAAGCUUCCGAAGAAGGUGAAUCAGAACAAGGAGUUGAGGCAGCAGCGGACCCAAAGAAUGUAGAAAAGGAGAAGCCACUGGCAGCAUCUGGAGGAAAGGCAGACGAUGAGACGGCCGAACCUCAGCCUUCACACAAAGUUACGAAAGACGACGGCCCACCCCGAAACGAGCGAUCUGUUGAGAAGGAACAGCAAUCUAUUGAUGUACCUGCCAAGGAAGAAUCCUUGACGACGGGUGGCCAGCCCCAACAAGCACAGAAAGCCGAAGAGAAAUCAACGCUGGUAGACGCAGCAUCAGAGGACAUCGAGAUGGACACACCUGCUCCGAAGGAAUCAUCUCAAGAACCUGAGGAUGAAUAUAUCACUCUCGAAGAAUCCAAGAAAAUGGACUCACUUAGUGAGACAGCGCUUGCUGUUAAGGAAACUACCAAAGCUAUGGAUGUUGAUGCGGCGCCUGAUGUACCCCUGCAAGAAACUGCUGAACCAAAGGAAACUGAGAAACUCGUGCUCGCUGAGAACGCUGUUGCUGUCAGCCAGGAGGCGCAAACUACGAUGAAUGAUAUUCAAGAAGAGAACUCAGCAAGUAUUCAAGUCACGGUGACCCAGGAAGAAUCGCUCACACAACUACACACGAUCUCGGAAGACAGUGCGAAGCCAUCAAAGAUAGCUUCAGUCGGGGCCUCGUCCUUGGAGGGUGCUACCGCAAAUUUAGAUAAGGAAGCAGUGAGUGAGAUUCAGGAAUCAUCCGAAUCUCAUGAUGCUGUCAUGCAGGACGUCUCGUCUGGCGAUGCCCUGAAACAACCCAUCGGCGAGGUUGUGGAAGAAGACGCCGAGCAACAGUCUACAAAGGAUGGACAGCUCUCGCCGCCACCUACCCAAAUUACCCAAGAACGGACCGUACAAGAUAGCAUUCACGUUUCAGUUCAUGAGCACGAUCAGCAUCUUCCUACUCCUGGCGAGACACAGCAAGGGAUCGAACCGGAGGUGCUUGACACACAACAAACUGUCACGGACGAAAAUCACAGCGACGAAGAGGAUGCAGAUCCAGAAGAUCAAAUAAUGUCUGAGAUACUGCAGCAUUCUCCGGUUCGACCGGAUACGCACCUAGAGAUAGACCCUACCACGUUCUCUCCUACGGCUUCAAAAAGCAAGUCGCCUACCCAGACGGAGCAGCCCAAAGGAGCGCAAGGGAAGUCAGCUUCACAGUCUGAUCCAGCGUCUGAGGUUGUUGCUUCCAAACUUUUACGGUCUCGGCGCCAUAAGCACAACGGAGAACCUGAUGACGAUGAUCAAGACGACCCCAGCAUGGCAUUGAUAACAGCUACGCCUGCUGCAGGACCUGUGGAUAGUGGCAGCAAGCAUAGUAGUCCGGCCUCGACCAGGCCAAGCAGCAGAACUCGCAGCAGAACUCAUCGCGAUGAUCCCAGUAUUCAGCUAGCAGGUGGCUCAGGGCAGGCAGAGACAAAAAAUAAGCGGAAGAGAAAGGCAACGGAUGAUGAAAGUGUCACAAGUGUGGACCGCGAUGACCCCAGCAUUCAAUUAGCAGGCGCUUCAGUGCAGGCAGAGAUAAAAAAUAAGCGGAAGAAAAAGGCAACAGAUGAUGAAAGCAUCGCUAGUGUGGACAACAGUCCACCUGGAUCUCAGCGAGUGCUGCGAUCUAGACAUGACCAUGGCGAUCCCAGCAUAUUGCUUGCGAAAGGAUCAAGCCCCUCAACUCGGCAAACAAGGAGCCACAGAACACCAGACCCGAAGCACGAGACACCUAGGCGCGAGACUCGUUCAGUGUCACGAAGUUUCCAACUACAAGAAGAUUCCCCUGAUGCAUCGUUCGCCUCACUAAAGUCUCCGUCGAUUGCCGGGUCUUUUGCUACCGUACCUGAGGAUGUUGAAGAGGACGUCAAGACUCUCAAACUACGGCUAGUUAAAACGUUGAGGGUAGACCUGCCUGACUUUCUGUCGCUUAAGAGCCUCAGAGGUAAUAUCAACAAGAUGACGGAUGUUCUCGCAGUGGUGACACAAACACCGCCGCAACCGCACCGACCGAAACAUGGUCCUCGGGACUUUAUGCUCACCUUGAGCCUGACUGAUCCUUCGACGGCACCGACCCAAGUCCGUGUGGCCCAUAUAUUCCGGCCCCACUUGACAUCGCUGCCGGAAGUUGAAAGUGGAGAUGUCAUCCUCCUCCGACGGUUCAAGGUGGUGUCGAUGAAAGGCCGCGACUUCGGCAUCCGGUCAGAAGAUUCAUCGUCAUGGGCCGUGUCCAAGCCGAAUGAUGGACAAAUUCUCAGCCAAGUCAAGGGUCCACCUAUCGAAAUUACCCCAGAAGAGAUCGAAUAUGCCAAGGGUUUGCGGCACUGGUGGAGCCUCCAGGAUGACAGCGCUAUGAACAAGAUCGAGACGGCGUCACGGAAGGUGACCGAGGCGGGUAAAGAAAACGCCAAAUGA